UCUAAAAAACUUGAGUAUAUGGAGAGACGAGAUAGUGUUGGUAGCACCGGAAGUCUAGCCAGCGAUUCCUCGGACAGAAGCGAGGUUGGUUCCCGAACUGUUUACAACUGUGAUAUUUGUAUAAAAAGUUACAGCAGUAGCAGUAAUCUAGCUCGACACAGACAAUCUCACCGAACCAACCAAGGUGGGAAAAAAUGCGCGAACUGUGCACGUGAGUACAGUAGUCCAGCCGCUCUUGCUAUGCACAUGCGCACCCACGGUGCAGGCUGCGAAUGUCCUUUCUGUGGAAAAUCCUUCUCUCGUCCCUGGCUGCUUCAGGGGCAUAUUCGCACACAUACAGGAGAAAAACCAUUUUCUUGUAAUAUCUGUGCAAAAAGUUUUGCGGACAAAAGUAAUCUGAGAGCACACACACAAACCCAUUCUGCUGAUAAACCAUUCUCCUGCACAAACUGCGGAAAAGCGUUUGCGCUGAGAUCGUAUUUGUCGAAGCAUGAAGAGUCCAGCUGUCUAAAAAGCAAGACAAGAAAAACAAGAUUUUCAUCUGAUCUCUCCUCUCCCUCUCCAUCCUUUCCACUCUUCUCCCCCUCCAUUCUCUCCCAGGCUAAUAUUGCAAGAUUUUCUCAACCGAGCUUUUUCAACAUAAAAACUGAAAUUGACUAAUUUUUGAAUUUUUUUCCAUUUAGAAAAAAGACCUUUACUUUUGAAGAAUAAACAUGUUUGUUUUUUCUUCUCCAGUAGUGUCAACGGGCUAGUGUUGAAUAUAUCUUCAAGUAUUAUAUUUCUAUUUAUUUUUAUAUAUUUUUAUAUGUCUUUACAUAAUUACUUUUACUAAAAUACUCUGUUUUAGAGAUUUUGAAAGCGAAUUAAACGGUGCUACCUAAAUACUCUU
Molecule: messenger RNA, 889 nt
Organism: Eurytemora carolleeae
Lineage: Eukaryota; Metazoa; Arthropoda; Copepoda; Calanoida; Temoridae
Product: transcriptional repressor scratch 1
Exons: 2
Coding region: 19-660 (213 amino acids)
Biological process (GO): regulation of DNA-templated transcription
Molecular function (GO): DNA-binding transcription factor activity, RNA polymerase II-specific; RNA polymerase II cis-regulatory region sequence-specific DNA binding
Source: RefSeq, a predicted model, not a curated record